AUGUUGUCUCAGGGACCUAAUAUAGGGUUUGACGUAAACAUUCUUGAAAACUAUUCGGAAGAUCCAAACAUUGAGUUAUCUUUCCCGUUACCAACGGAUAAGGAUACAUAUGUAGACUUGGAGGCCAAUGAGAAGGUAGCCAACACUUGGUCAAUUCUCCAGAACUUCAUUAAAUUCACCACUGGUGUGGACUGGGACAGUAUCUACCACCCCAAUGAGUACACUUAUUCUAUCAAUAAGUACUCAAGUGCAUUUAACACGAAGAUGGCAAACUACAUGAAGGACAGAUUAGAGAACUCCGACGAAAAGCUCGACGAGUGUGUAGACUCUUUGGUGAACCAGGAGAUCAGAUUGAAUUUAAUUCAAGGUAAGGAUUAUGUAAGGCGGUUCAAAGAAGUUAAGGAAUUCAUGGUUAAGUAUUACACCCAGGAGAAUGAGAAGAACUUGCCUAAGUUUAUGACUAGAUCUUACAUGAGAGUAUGUUACUUGACAAUUAUGUCCCUUAUGAAGAAGAUGUUUCCCAACGGGAUUUGGUGUAGUAGAGAAGAAUUCUCAAAGUUGCACCAAAAAUAUUUGGAAAACCCCAUGUCAAUCAUAUUCUUGCCAAACCAUCAAUCGCAUAUUGAUUAUAUAAUUUUGCAUUUAGUCGCCAUUAGAUUCCAAUUAUCGACCCCAACUGUCAUCGCUGGUGAAAAUUUGAACGUUGCUGUCUUUGGAUCUAUCUUGAAAGGUUUGGGUGCCAUUUUCAUCAAAAGGUCUUUCAAUAAUGAAAUGUACACUGAGAGAAACUUGGCCAAUUUUAUCGAAUUUACCUUGUUGAACAAGAUUCAUUUCGAAGUGUUUAUUGAAGGUACUAGAUCAAGAGACGGGAAAUUGCUUCUUCCUAAGUACGGAAUUUUGAAGACUUUGGCUAAUAUCUACAUUAAACAAAGAGAGGAAGAAGGUAAUGACAACUUUGAUAUGUUGAUGCUCCCAGUCUCCAUUAGUUAUGAAAGGAUUUAUGAAGCUGAUGGAUAUUUAAGUGAAUUGAUGGGAAAGGAUAAAGUAAAGGAAUCCGGUGCCACUAUUUUCAAAAAUGGUCUUCGCCAUUUCUUUGGUGGCAGCGAAGGAUUAAGCAAUAUCAACGAAGAUUAUGACAAUUCUACUAGACAUUUGCAUGGAAAAAUAUACAUUAAGCUCGGAAACUUUUUCAGUCUUUCGGACUUCAUCGAACUGGAUUUGAAAUCUGCUUCUGAUAUGGACUUAAUCCCCGGUAGCAAGGUUAACUUAAAGAAAUUGGGUUACAAAGUGUUGCAUGAGAUCAAUAGAUGCUCCUUUCUUCCAAAGAUUUCUAUCAUUGGAGCGGCAAUACAGACCCAUUAUAAUUUGUAUAAACGCCAAAGAUUUGAUAUUUAUCAACUUGUUCCAAUUAUGAGAUUACUUAUCGAAGCAUUUAAGGAGGAAGAGAGCGAGAACAUUAUUAAUAUGUCGCUAUUAGAAAGUUUAUCCAGUAGCCUGGAUAAGGAAUUGGUGGAAAUGACCAGGGAACAAAUGCCACACUUCCUCAGAGAAAUCAAAGUUAAUUUGAAGACUAAUGAAAUCAUAAUUAAAGAUUCAAUGGAAUUGUUGUACUACAAGAAUCUCACAGUUCAUGUUAUAGUUCAUAAAGCCCUUGCUAGUUUUAUUUUACUCAGUUUGACGGACAAUAUGAGGAAUGCAAAUAUUCUCCACAAGAUGUUUUACAUCUUUACCGGAUUCUUAAAGCACGAGUUCCUUUUCGACUAUGACUAUAAUGACAAACACAAAUUAUCUAAUAUUUUGAAAAGUUUGGUUGCGAAUGGCAAGAUAGAAAGGGUAUUCCCUAACCCUAAUCUGCUGCGUCCUUCUUAUAAAAUUAUUGAUUACCAUUAUCUUAACUGCUUUUCAGAAAUCAUUAAGCCAUUCAUAGAAUCAUAUCUGAUUUGCAUAUACCAUUUGAACAAUAUUAUUACUAAAUUCAACGAGGAGCAUGGCUUUGUCGAUUUCAAGAAAUUGGCUAUUGAUGAUACAGGAAUUGACUAUCCACAUACAAAAUCCCUCUUUAAAGCAAUCCAGUCAAACCAGGAUUCUAAGAGCCUUAAUCACAUUGAAAGUACUAACAAGCAAUACUUAAUGUCGUGUUUGUAUUACAUCAAUAACUUGCAAUUGAUAGAAAUCAUCAAGAAUAAGAGAAGAACUAAGGCAUUUGUGUUGAUAUCAAAUGGGAAGGAUUUACAUUUCAUCUACACAUUCUUAAACACCCUUUUAAGAUGUAGCACACAGCUUGGGGCAGGAGACGACAAUGACACUAUCAAUGAAAUAUCUGUUGGUUAUAUGAUUGACAUUAUUGACAAGAACUUUGAAAGAGAUCCUGAGGAAUUGGUUACUUCGACAGAGAAUUUUGAAUCGGGCAAGCUUGUUGAUGUUAGUUUAAAGAGCAAGUUUUGA
Messenger RNA from Dujonia railenensis, 2445 nucleotides. The record is from the annotation of a GenBank genome assembly. NCBI's taxonomy places the organism in Eukaryota, Fungi, Ascomycota, Pichiomycetes, Serinales, Debaryomycetaceae.